This is a messenger RNA of Naegleria gruberi, 1017 nucleotides long. RefSeq lists its product as uncharacterized. Lineage: Eukaryota; Heterolobosea; Eutetramitea; Acrasida; Naegleriidae. The transcript has a single exon. The record is from RefSeq and is a predicted model, not a curated record. The coding region runs from base 1 to 1017 and encodes 338 amino acids.
AUGGCUCAGAAAUUACAAAACUCAGCCAAUGAUCAAUCACUUCUCAGGAUUUUAGUGAAACAAAUAGAUUUAACACAAUUGGAACAAAUCAGAUCGAAAACUGUCUUUUGUGUUUACAAUUUAAUUGUGAGUGAUGAUGAGGGUGGUUCCAUUCAGAAAUUGUUGGUAAAGGAAGGAUUUGUGGAAAAGAUGGUUUCCAUUUUAGAGAAUCCAAACAGUGAAAAUAAUGAAUGCCUUGCUAACUGUCUAAUGUCACUCUCAUUUGUAUGUGAAAAGAAGGGACAAUGUUCUGAAAUUCAACUUGUUAGGGCAUUGAAAGUGGUAAGCAAUUUCCUCACUCAUGCAGUUGAUUCAAUUGCUCAAAGUGCUGCAGGAGCAGUUGGAAACAUUGUCCAAAAUCCAGAAAUUUCCACUCAACUCCACGAACACACAUUCAUCAUGUCCAAUUUAGUGUCGGCCUUCAAAAAGUUCUCUUCAAAAAACAAGACAGCUCUCGAACAUGUCCUCUCCUCAGUAGUUUCCCUAUGUUAUGCUAGUCCAGAAAUGUGCCUCGAAUUUUCACAAUCUAAGGGAGGUUUAAUUAUUUUGACCAAUUUUUUGAGAGAUGAAAUUAGCAUUGCCUCUCAAAAACCAUCUUGUUUCAAUAUGGCCACAAGUUUGUUGGUCAAAUUGACCAAUAUGAGAGAAAAUAUUGAGGCAUUUAGAGAGAGUGGUUUUGUAAAACUCAUUGCUGAAUGGUUUUCCAAAUCUCCAUGUCCAAUUCCACAACCAAAUUUGGAAUCGUAUAAUGCUGCCUUAUUUAACAUGACCAAGAAUGCAGAAAAUCAAAAGAUUCUCCUCUCUCAUGCAAUUGUUCCACAACUAAUUCGAUUUGCCAAUGGAAAGGAUAAGCAAGUGAGCUCAUUCGCAGCCAAAUCCUUAUGGAACUUAUCAGCCACCGAUAUGAAAUGCAGAGAAGAUAUUCGAAAGGAGGGAAUCAAUGAUGCUACAUUGAAACAACUUGCUGGAAUACAGUAA